CCGGCACCAGCUGCAGAGUCUUCAUCUGGGAAGAGCUGCAACUGGUCAAGGGGAAGGGGCAUUUCCCCCACUGGACCAGCAUACAUUCCUUCUGAUCUUUGCCGCUUUCAUCUCGGACCCGCUUCAGAUCACCCUUAUCUUAAAGGCCAAAAAUGGAAAGUGUUCAGGAGCUGAUCCCUUUCGCCAAAGAAAUGAUUGCCCAGAAGCCAAAUGGGAAGAUGGUGAAGUUAUAUGUGCUGGGCAGCGUGCUGGCCUUUUUUGGAGUCAUGAUUGGCUUGGUGGAGACUGUAUGCAGCCCCUUCUAUGCCAGCAGAUGGCUUCAGGAGGAUGAGGAGGCAGUAGUAUUGGCUGCCAGGCUCCAGGAGUCCAGGAGAAGGGAAGCCCUGCUGGAGAAAAGCAAGCAACAAGAAGCUCUGGGGGGUCGGAGCCUCUCCCAUCGCCAACAUGCCUCCUAAAAUUAGAACAGAACCGAGAGAAGUAAACCUCCCCAAGAGUGGGAGGGAGAGAGCCCCAACUGAUGCUACAGGUGGUCCUGCACUUGAAUUUGGGAAGCUUCUGAUUUCUGAGGAAGAAAUAUAGGACUGUGGCAGAAAGGUUCUACAUACAUAUUUGGGGUAUAGGUUUUGCUGCUGUGCAGCAGUAGAGAAGGCUGAUCUGUCCUAAUAACCAUAUAUACCUUUGUGGUAUCAACACACUGCACUCUGGAGAAAGGAUGACAACAUGCUUUCAUACUAUCAUUAAUAUUAUUACAACUAUCAUUAUUUUGCAUUUUGAAAUAAAAUAAUUUUAUAAUA
Antechinus flavipes (yellow-footed antechinus) is the source of this 794-nucleotide messenger RNA. It is a transcript of the gene G0S2, whose product is annotated as G0/G1 switch 2. The record is from RefSeq and is a predicted model, not a curated record. NCBI's taxonomy places the organism in Eukaryota, Metazoa, Chordata, Mammalia, Dasyuromorphia, Dasyuridae. The transcript has 2 exons. Gene Ontology annotation, biological process: positive regulation of extrinsic apoptotic signaling pathway. Bases 153 to 455 code for a protein of 100 amino acids. Gene Ontology annotation, cellular component: mitochondrion.